Molecule: messenger RNA, 579 nt
Organism: Cottoperca gobio
Lineage: Eukaryota; Metazoa; Chordata; Actinopteri; Perciformes; Bovichtidae
Product: visinin-like
Exons: 3
Coding region: 1-579 (192 amino acids)
Molecular function (GO): calcium ion binding
Source: RefSeq, a predicted model, not a curated record
AUGGGUAACAGCAAGAGUGGCGCUGUGUCCAAGGAGAUCCUGGAGGACCUGAAACUCAACACCAAGUUCUCAGAGACUGAGAUUGCCCAGUGGUACGAAAACUUCAAGAGGCAGUGUCCAACAGGGCGCAUCUCAAAAGAGGAGUUUCAGAGCAUCUACGAAAAGUUCUUCCCAGAAAGUGACGCUCAAACAUACUCCCGGCACGUCUUCCGCUCCUUCGACACAAACGACGAUGGCACACUGGAUUUCAAGGAAUACAUCAUCGCUCUCCACAUGACAUCAACAGGGAAGACCACCAGGAAACUGGAGUGGGCCUUCUCACUGUUCGAUGUGGACAAGAACGGAUACAUCACCAAGUCAGAGGUCAAGGAAAUCUGUACGGCAAUUUUCAAGCUGAUUCCUAAAGAUGAACUGUCUGGUCUGGCUGAUGACGAAAACACAGCUGAAAAGAGGGCAGAUAAACUCUGGAAGUUCUUUGACAAGGGCGAAAAUGAGCGAGUAGCAGAAGGAGAGUUUAUCCAGGGUGUGUUGGACAAUGAAGAUGCUCUUCGUUUGAUUCAGUAUACGCCAUCAAAGUAA